This is a messenger RNA of Manis javanica (Malayan pangolin), 1714 nucleotides long. Lineage: Eukaryota; Metazoa; Chordata; Mammalia; Pholidota; Manidae. The record is from RefSeq and is a predicted model, not a curated record.
GAACCUCUUUGAGCCUGUUCUCCCGUGUGGGCUGGGACUAGGAGAGACCCUCCCAGGAGGAUUUGAGAAUUGAGAAUGAGAUGGUAUUGAAAGCCCUACUCUGGGCUCAGGAGGUGGCACCUAGCCCCCUGCCUUCGAGCGUCCCCUUUGCAGCACCAGCUCAGGUGACAUUGCCCAGUGGCAUCUGUCCCACUCUCCAUAAUUGUCUUAUCACCUGUGCACCUCUUCUGUGCUGCUUUAAGUUGUAGGUCAGUCAUGGUCGAACUUGGGGAUCAGAAGGUUCCGGAAAGAACUCCAGUCUCCUCCUCCAUCCCCUACUCCCAUCCCACCUGUGAGGUCUCCCUGAGGAGGGCAGUCAACCUUGGAUUUAAAGACCCUCAGGAAUUGAUGGCUGAGGACUUCCCAAAAUGGCCCAUCCUCCUCUAGAGACUUUUCUUAGAGCUGCACCCACUGUCUUGGUCCACCAGUCCGUGGCCAUAGCCAGCACGUGAAAUGUGGUUAUCCAAAUUCAGAGGAGCUGUAAGUGUAACGUGCAUUCCAGAUUUCAAAGGCUUAACAUGAAAAAAGUCCAUAUUCAUUCAUUUGUUUAUACUGAUUACACCUUGAAUGUUUGUGUUUUUGAUGAGUUAAGCCAAAUACAUUAAAAUUUCACCUGUUUUUUUUUUUUCUUUUAACCAUGACUGGAAAAUUUUUAGUGGCACACAUGGCUCUGAUCUUACUUGUUUUGAGCAGCACUGGGUUAGUCCUUGUGUGUGCUGAGCUAAAGUCUACCUGCUGUUAUAGGGAUCUGCUUUUUUCUCCAGGAUUUGGUUCAAAGUCAAGGCAUUAGUGACAAGAGCUUAUUGUCAGAUUUCCCUUGGCUGUUCCUUGAAUCACCCAAUAAGGUGCAGUGUAGAUGGUGGUUUUUUUAAUAACUGGGUCCAGGAACGUGUGUGCACGUAAGUGCCUAAUGUUUACAGUGGUAGUCAGGAUACAAGAACAUGCUGGUUGGGCAGAAUGCCUGUGCUGUUUCAGCCAUGCCUCGCCUCUCCCCCUCGUGGGCCUAGAGUAACUCACAUAAAGAUUUGUGGGCUAGCUGCCCACAACUCCUGUUAUCGCUGCGGCUCGCCAGCGCCCAGAAGCUGCCCCUUCUCGGGGCUCAUGAUGGGCAGCAAGAUGGCGUCUGCCAGCAGGGUCGUUCAGGUAGUCAAGCCACAUACCUCACUAAUAAGGUUCCCUGACAGAAGAGAGAAUCCUGAACCCAAUGUAUCAGAAGUUUUGAGAUCAACAGGACUGCCAUCUCCCUCUUCUUCGAUUCCACAGCAUUCUAAGGGAAGUAAAUCACCAUGCUGGCCGAUGCGGCAGGGUCCACCAGACACGGCAGAAGUAAUAAAAACGUUACCCCAGAAAUACAGAAGGAAACUUGUGUCUCAAGAAGAAAUUGAAUUUAUCCAACAUGGAGCUCCAGAAUAAUCACUGACAGUGUGGCUGCUGUUUGUCAUCAGACAAAAGAAUAGUCUUUACAAUAAAGGACUUCCAAAAUGACAAAUGAGAAGUCAUAUAUUAAACAAUUUUAAUACGUAUUCUGUAAAAAAAAAUGAAAUAGAGAAAAUUUAGAUGGACACUUGUAGCUCCUAAUUUAUGUAUCUUGGUCAGCUUUUCCACAAGCUUACCUAAUUGUUUAUGUACUUUAUCUUUAUUAAAGUAUACAUUUUAAAAUGUUAAAAAAAAAAAA